Messenger RNA from Uncinocarpus reesii 1704, 4026 nucleotides. RefSeq lists its product as uncharacterized. The coding region runs from base 1 to 4026 and encodes 1341 amino acids. Gene Ontology annotation, cellular component: elongator holoenzyme complex. Gene Ontology annotation, biological process: fructose metabolic process; fructose 2,6-bisphosphate metabolic process; tRNA wobble uridine modification. The transcript has 13 exons. Gene Ontology annotation, molecular function: ATP binding; protein binding; 6-phosphofructo-2-kinase activity. Lineage: Eukaryota; Fungi; Ascomycota; Eurotiomycetes; Onygenales; Onygenaceae. The record is from RefSeq and is a predicted model, not a curated record.
AUGGAUACUUAUCUGAAUGCAGAUGUUGUCGCCAACUCGCCUCGGUUUCGGCGAAAGUCUAGUACGUUCGUGGAUGCUAUUCACGAUCUUAGAGACAAACCGGAAAUUGCACCAGCACAACUCUACAGUACUGAAUCAGGCCGCCUAUUCCAUUCUGGCCGAAUUGUGAUCAUUACGGUUGGCUUGCCAGCGCGAGGCAAGACGUCACAAGAUAUCUGCGCUGGCUCGGCGUUAAAACUCGCAUAUUCCAUCUUGGGGAUUAUCGACGUGCGACCGUUGGCCCUGGACAAGACUUGCCGGAGGACUAUUUCUUCGUCAAAGGCAAGUGUCUCCUUUAAUGUGAUUCUCAUUGGCCAUUUGUCCGGCUCAAUCGAUAUUUUGCCCAAGCCCUCCGCCUCAUCUGUCCUCAUGAGACAAAAAAUUGUGAAGAAAUGCAGAGACGAUAUAUAUCAUUUUCUAAGUGAUGACAAUGGUCAAGUUGCGAUAUAUGAUGCUGUGAAUCCGAUUGCGGCGGGUCGAAGAUCGCUGGCUAAGGAGUUUGGCAAGUACGGAAUUGAGACCCUUUUCAUUGAAUCAUGGUGUGACGACGAGAAGAUAAUCGAAGAAAAUGUGCAACGGGUUAAAAUUUCUUCGCCUGAUUACAAAGGAUGGGAUCCUAAAGACGCUGUUAAAGAUUACCUAGCAAGAAUAUCGGCCCGCAUCCCACAAUUUCAAACUAUGGAAGAAAAGGACUUGAAUUAUAUCAAGAUGAUCAACGCAGGGGACAAAAUGAUGAUCAACAAUUGCAGUUUCGGGUACCUCCAUCACCGCAUCGUGUUUUACCUUCUGAAUUUGCAUAUCCAAAAUAGACGUACCUACUUUGCACGGGCUGGGACGUCCCUUGAAGCGGAUUCGUACAAGGCGGACGCGUCCCUUUCUCCGCAAGGGGAGGACUAUGCUCGAAAAAUGACGCAACGACUACUGGAGUACCGUGAAGAAGAAAGGCAGGCGGCGAAGGAGCAAGGUGAUUUAGAUGCAAUAACACGACCACUCAUCGUGUGGACGUCAACUCGGCGCAGAACAACGGAGACCGCGCAGUUCUUACACAAGAAGGGAUUCAAAACCCGACACAGGUCACAACUGAGUCAACUAAACCCCGGAGUAUGUGAGAAAAUGUCAGAAAGACGGAUUCGAGAGGAGUUCCCUGACGAGGUAGCGCAACACGAUCUGGACCCCUAUCACCAUCGGUACCCGAGAGCUGAGUCAUAUCACGACCUGGCUGUUCGCCUUGAGCCUAUCAUUCUCGAGCUGGAGCGUGAGAGAAAUGAUCUUCUUAUCAUUGCGCAUGAGAGCGUUCUUCGAGUAUUAUAUGGUUACCUGAUGGCCUGUAAUGCGGCUGAUAUACCCUUCCUAUCGUUCCCUCGGGACGAAAUUAUUGAGGUAAUAUUUAGAAACAUCGAUUUCUUCUGCGACAACCGAGAACUAAUCCGUGUUCAAAAUGUACAGAUUAUUCCGGGAAGCUACAGCAACGAAGCUAAAAGAAUACAUGUCCCCGACCUCCCGCCGGAAAUAAUUCCUGGCUCGCCUGAAGACAUCAAGAUACCUGUACCACCUAGCGGUGCUGUUUCUCCAAUGCCCGAUGGUUCUAGUAGUGCACUGACUAGAGGUGGAACUCCACAAAGCGGCUUCAGAACGCCUCGUGAUCCGGAAAGGAUCUCACAGCUCCACGUUGAGGAUGUCGUAAAUGAAGUCUUAGAAAAAAUGGAUAUCCUACACAGAGUCAUCCAGCAUGAACAGCUCCCUCCGUUCAUCUUUCAUGACGUUUUGACAGAGGUAUUGGAUGAGGACCCGAAUCGACGGGGAGUAUAUGCGCUUUUAGUUGGCCACACGGAUACGGUCAACGCGGUUAAGUUUUACACACCACCGAGCGGGAACCCGAGUCGUCAUCUGCUUAUAACAGGCUCAGUUGAUCGGACAAUAAGAAUAUGGGCGCCUAAUGGUUCGACUCCGCUGAGCUUUACGCUUGCAACGACGUUACAAGGGCAUGACAAUUCAAUCAAUUGUAUUGCGGUCGCAGAGAAAUCGGAUGUCUUCGUUUCAAGGGCGGCGGAUGGCUUAACCCUAGUGAUACCGGUGGAGGCCCUUGUGCUGGCUCUUGGCGGAACAAGGAGCAUCGUUCAGGUCUAUGUUGCGCAAGACUCAUCGAAAGAGGUACACUUUGAGCUAAAGGCCACUUUGACGGGCCAUGAAGGCUGGAUAAGAUCUCUCGCGUUUACGGCUGUUGAAUUUCCAGGAACGCAAGAUUUUCUCCUUGCUUCCGCCAGCCAGGAUAAGUACAUACGCUUGUGGAGAGUCCAUCCUGGGAAGUCUGCGAUUAGUGCAGCACCACAAAAUGCAGAAGAUGCGAUACUGGGAGGCAUGCAAGCUUUGUCAAAUAAGGCACAUACUUUUGAGUCUGAUGGAGCAGUCUAUUCGAUCACGUUUGAAGCUUUGCUGUUUGGACAUGAAGACUGGAUAUAUUCUAUUGCGUGGAAUCCGAACCCCGAGAAACUCCAGUUGAUGUCUUCAUCAGCUGAUAAUUCGUUGGUGAUAUGGGAAUCUGAUCCGGUUUCUGGAGCUUGGUAUUCAGGCUCUAGAAUGGGAGAAAUCAGUGUUCAAAAGGGAUCAACAACUGCUACAGGCAGUGCCGGAGGGUUUUGGGUUGGACUUUGGGCGCCGGACGGGGAUGUGGUCAUAAGUUUGGGCCGGACCGGCAGCUGGAGAUCUUGGAGAUAUGAGAGCGAUGCAGAUGCAUGGGUUCAGAUAAUGGGCAUCACUGGACAUGUGAGGUCUGUUAAUGAUAUUGUUUGGGAACCUAGCGGUGGAUAUCUUUUGUCUACGAGCGCGGACCAGACGACGAGGCUACACGCGAAAUGGAGUCGCGAUGGCCACGAUUCGUGGCAUGAGUUUUCAAGACCACAAAUUCACGGUUAUGAUUUGAACUGCAUUACAUCUUUGGGCCCAACAAGGUUCGUAUCUGGCGCUGACGAAAAGCUUUUGAGAGUGUUUAAUGAGACAAAAUCAAUCGCACAGUUGCUGGAACGGCUGUCUGGCUUUGCGCAAUCCUCACAAGAAGAAAUGGCGGAAGCUGCUAACAUUCCAGUUUUGGGGCUUUCUAAUAAAGCUAUGGAUGAUGCAGAUGUCGAAGAAGGUGACGAGAACGAAACGAAUGGAAUGCAAGGGGGAGUGCCAUCGCAGGCCAUACCUCUAGAUUUAGAUCAUCCUCCCUUGGAGGAUCAUCUGGCCAAAUACACCCUCUGGCCAGAACAUGAAAAGUUAUAUGGCCAUGGUUACGAAAUCUCAGCGGUUGCAGCAAGCAACAACCGGUCCGUUAUCGCAACCGCUUGCAAAGCUAGCUCGAUAGAUCACGCGGUUAUCCGCCUAUACGAUACCCAGAGCUGGCGCGAGAUACGCCCUCCGUUGGCCGCGCAUACAUUGACGAUAACCGCUCUUAAAUUUUCACCUGACGAUCAAUAUCUGCUGAGUGUAGGUCGCGAUCGUCAGUGGGCAGUUUUCGAGCGAGACGCGGCGAAUAAAUCUUUAUAUCAGCUAUUAACAUCGAAUCUCAAAGCUCAUUCACGAAUGAUCCUUAGCGCAAGCUGGGCACCGCAUCCUACAACAAAGGUGUUUGCGACCGCUGGCCGAGAUAAGUCGGUCAAAUUAUGGUCUCAAGAAGGUGGGACGUUUGUGUGCAAAUCGAAUAUUGCCAUCGGUCAUCCUGUCACAGCCAUUGACUUCCUGCCUACGGUUGUGGAUGAUAAAUUCUGUUUGGCAGUUGGAGAUGACUCUGGGGCAAUUAGCGUGCAUGUUAUUGCAAUGGAAAAUUUAAUGCCUGGCAACAGUGUGGCUAUACCCAAGUUUGAAAGCCCAUCCAAGAGCAUUACGCAGGUUUUAUGGCGGCCAAGCUCUACCUUUAGUAGAGGCGAUGUAAUAGCCAAGUAUCAACUGGCCGUCGCAAGUGAUGACUCCUCUGUCCGAAUUUAUAACAUUGAUGGUGUCCCUAGUUAG